AUGAUUAUUUCUCUGCUCUUGUCUAUCUGCAUUUUUUCUUCUCUUAUACUCUUUUUAAACCAGCUCAAGCCCUCACAACACACAUUGGCUGAUAUCUAUCUAUCUAUCUAUCUAUCUAUCUAUCUAUCUAUCUAUCUAUCUAUCUAUGUUCAUAUCUGUCUUAGGCUCGUCAGUCCGAGAAUCUACCCCUCUAUCUAUCUAUCUAUCUAUCUAUCUAUCUAUCUAUCUAUCUAUAUUCUGAUAAUUAUCUAUCUAUCUAUCUAUCUAUCUAUCUAUCUAUCUAUCUAUCUAUCACAGUCUGUUGCUUAUCUAUCAAUCCAUUUCAGUUUGUUUCUCUCUCUUUGUAUCUAUCUAUCUGUUCUUUUUCUAUCCCAGCUUGUUUCUUUCUCUCUCUAUCUAUCUAUCUAUCUAUCUAUCUAUCUAAGCAUAGCAUUCAUAAAAAAAUAUGAUGCUAUAAAACAACAGCGGAUAUUAGGAAAAAUAAAUCUAUCUAUCUAUCUAUCUAUCUAUCUAUCUCAAUAUGUUCAUAACUGGCUUCCGGUAGCAUCUCUCAAUCACGUUCUCGCGUUAUUUCUUUCCGUUACUACCUAUCCCUCUUGUCCAUGCAACAAGCCUACGGUUUCUAAUUUUCUCUCCCCACCUCCACUCUUCCCUCGAUUCGAAAUCGCUUUCACUUCUUUUUACUUCCAUAUCCGUUUCGAUAUAACAGCAGAUGGUCCGGGCGAAAAACUAUUUUGCGUCUCAUUCGUCGAAUUAGUAAAUUUAUUAUUAUGUAUGUCUAUAUCUAUCUAUCUAUCUAUCUAUCUAUCUAUCUAUCUAUUUGAAAGGAUUCUUUAUUCGACAUUAUUUCUUAGUGGUUAG
Acanthosepion pharaonis is the source of this 861-nucleotide messenger RNA. The record is from the annotation of a GenBank genome assembly. NCBI's taxonomy places the organism in Eukaryota, Metazoa, Mollusca, Cephalopoda, Sepiida, Sepiidae.